Zygotorulaspora mrakii is the source of this 993-nucleotide messenger RNA. It is a transcript of the gene BUD17, whose product is annotated as putative pyridoxal kinase BUD17. Gene Ontology annotation, biological process: pyridoxal 5'-phosphate salvage. NCBI's taxonomy places the organism in Eukaryota, Fungi, Ascomycota, Saccharomycetes, Saccharomycetales, Saccharomycetaceae. Bases 1 to 993 code for a protein of 330 amino acids. Gene Ontology annotation, molecular function: pyridoxal kinase activity. The record is from RefSeq and is a predicted model, not a curated record. Gene Ontology annotation, cellular component: cytosol. The transcript has a single exon.
AUGUUAAAUCACAUAGAAAAAGGGGAAUGCGUACGAACUCCAAAGGUUUUAUCUAUCCAAUCGCAUGUCGUUCACGGUUAUGUUGGUAAUAAAGCUGCAACCUUUCCACUUCAGUAUAAGGGAUGGGAUGUAGAUGUACUGAAUACUGUUCAGCUAUCAAAUCAUCCAGGAUAUGGAAAAUUCACUGGUCAUAAAGCAAAAGCAAGCGAUGUAUAUGAUAUUCUAAAGAAGGGCCUCCUGGGGGACUUAAAUAUGACAUAUGAUGCAAUCCUAACAGGGUACAUACCAUGCACAGACACACUUAAACUUCUUUCUCAAACUCUUGGAGAUGCAUGUAAGAAGGACCAUAGAUUGAAAUGGAUUGUAGACCCUGUUUUAGGUGACAAUGGCAAAUUAUACGUCUCAGACAAGAACGUUCCAGUAUACAAGUGUAUCCUACGAGAAAACAGACUAUUCAUGGUGACUCCUAACCAGUUUGAAAUGGAAACUCUUACAGGUAUGGGAAUCACCAGCUUAGAAUCUUUGAGACAAGGUUUUAUCAAGUUUCAUAAUCUGUAUCCACUGGUGGAAAGAGUUGUCAUUACGAGCAUGGAGAUCACUAUUUCAGAUGAUAACACGGAUUACCUCGUGUGUGCUUGCUGCGACUUUGUGGCCAAGCCAGAUGCUGUACAUUACUUCAAGGUUCCAAAGUUAAACGCUCAUUUUAGUGGUAGCGGCGAUCUCUUCACUGCCUUGCUGCUAGAUUGCCUACUGCAUCCGACGGCGAAACAACCACUAGACCUCUCGCACACAGUCAGUGCAGUACUCUCAUUGGUUGACGACAUUUUACUAAGGACGAUGGAUCUAACCCUGUCAAAAGGCGAUUUCUUGACUAACAAACCAAGUGUGAUAAAUGAUUUGAAGCUAGUAAACUGCCUGGAUCUUCUGGCACAGCCACCAGGAUCUCACACCACCACGAGAUUCAGACCAACAUCUAUAGAACUUUUCAGAUAG